Danio rerio (zebrafish) is the source of this 7233-nucleotide messenger RNA. The record is from RefSeq and is a predicted model, not a curated record. NCBI's taxonomy places the organism in Eukaryota, Metazoa, Chordata, Actinopteri, Cypriniformes, Danionidae.
GACAGUAAAAACAUGAUUAAAGUAGAGACACCAAUCUUCAGUAUGGAUGAUCAACCUAAUCCAGAUGAAUUUACAUUAGAAAGCUUAAUAGAUGGAGCUGAAGCACACAAGAUUAAAAUGUUUAUGAAAAAUGAUGUUGGUCUUGUUGAGGAAUCUGAAUCUGCUUUUAUUCAGUUAUCUAAUGUGUCAGAUUUGGGGCCUGAAGAAUCCACUGCAUUGACUGUCUGUAACAUAACAGAAUCGCAAACCCUCACAAAUAUCCCUGAGGAGUCCUUGGAAAUAGUUGGGGAUGUUGAAAGAAAAGCAGUAGAUGGAGACACAGACUUACAAUUACAAACUGAGCCACAUAACCAAACAUUUGCCUCAACCAGUAAAGCAGAAGAAAACAUCCAUGAUGGAAAUGUUUUAGUCAGAGAAGCUGACGUUAUUGGAGAAUCAGUUAAAGUGGAUAGUAAUGUGACUGCAGAGUCAGAUGUGCUUCAAAAAGACACUUUAGCUGAUGCAAAAUUGGAAACAUUUCAGCUAUUUGAAAAUACUGAUGAUGUUUCUGCUGUGACUGAUUCUGAUCUUCUAAUUCAACAUGAAGCCACUGAAGCACCAGGAGAAACAGACUCAAUUACUGAACAAAGUGGCAUCAACAUUAUUCCUGGAGGUUCUCACAAAGAAGAGGCAAACUCAAAGUCGAGUCCAGUUGUUCAGAGGAGAAAAAUGGGCUCAACUCGAAGACCUCUCAAAGGAAAUAAAGGACAAAGAAAAGGACGAGAAAUGCAUGAUGAAAAAGAAACAUUUAGUAGUGCAAAUAUGCUUAAUGAAGAGAAAGAAACAUUUGGUUUGGAGGAUGAACCCUGUCCAGAUGAAUCUACAUUACAAAACAUAAAGGAUGGAGCUGCAGAACAGGAGACGGAAAAGUGUGUGAAGAAUGAUGCUGGUGUUGUUGAAGAGUCUGAAUCUGCUCUCAUUCAGUCAUCAUAUGGUUCAGAUUUAGUGUCUGAAGAAUCCACUGCAUUAACAAUAUGUAACAUCACAGAAUCACAAACCCUUACAAAUAUUCAUAAAGAGUCCUGGGAAAUAAUUGAAAGAGAAGCAGUAGAUGGAGACAUAGACUUGCAAUUAGAAGCUGAAUCACAGAACCGAACAUUUAACUCAACCAGUAAAGCAGAAGAAAACAUCAAUGCUGUUAAUGUUUUAGUCAGAGAAGCCGAAGUUACUAGAGAAUCAGAUACAAUAGAGAAUAAAGUUACUCUGGAGUCAGCUUUGAUUCAGAAUAACAUUUUUGUUAAUGCAAAUUUAGAAACAUUGAAAGUAUCUGAAAAAACUGAGGAUAUUUCUGCUGAUUCUGAUCUUUUAGUGCAACAGGAAGCCAUGGAAGAAGGAGGAGAAACCAACUCAAUUCCUGAACAAAGUGGCAUCAGUGUCAUUCCAAGUCCAGUUGUUCAGAGAAGAAAAAUAGGCUCAACUCGAAGACCUCUAAAAGGGAAUAAUGUGACUGCAGAGUCAGAUGUGCUUCAAAAAGCCACUUUAGCUGAUGCAAAAUUAGAAAAAGACAAUGUAUCUGAAAAUACUGAGAGUCUUUCAGCUGUCACCGAUUCUAAUCUUUUACUUCAACAUCAUGGCACUGAAGGAGCAGGAGAAACAGACUCAAUUCCUAAACAAAGUGGCAUCAGCAUCAUCCCUGGAGAUCUUCAAAGAAAAGAGACAAACUUAGAGUCAAGUCCAGUUAUUCAGAGAAGAAAAAUGGGCUCAACUCGAAGACCUCUCAAAGGAAAUAAAGGACAAAGAAAAGGACGAGAGCUUCAUGAUGAAAAUGAAACAUUUAACAGUGAAUUUUUGCUUGAUGUACAGAAAGAAACAUUCGGUUUGGAGGAUGAACCCUGUCCAGAUGAAUCUACAUUACAAAACAUAAAAGAUGGAGCUGAAGAACAGGAGAAGGAACUGUGUGUGAAGAAUGAUGCUAGUCUUGUUGGAGAGUCUGAAUCUGCUCUCAUUCAGUCAUCAUACGGUUCAGAUUUAGCGUCUGGAGAAACCACUGCAUUGAGUGUCUGUAACAUCACAGAACCACAAACCCUCACAAAAACUCACGAAGAGGCCUGGGAAAUAGUUGGGGAUGUUGAAAGAGCAACAGUAGAAGAAGACACAGACUUGCAAUCAAAAACCGAGUCACAAAACCAAACAUGUGUCUCAAUUAGUGAAGCAGAAGAAAACAUCCAUGAUGUAAAUGUUUUAGUCAGAGAAGCUGAAGUUACUGGAGAAUCAGUUAUAUUGGAUAGUAAUGUGACUGCAGAGUCAGAUGUGAUUCAAAAAGACACUUUAGCUGAUGCAGAAUUAGAAACAUUGCAAGUUUCUGAAAAUACAGAGGAUGUUUCUGCUGUGACUGAUACUGAUUUUCUAGUGCAACAUCAUGGCACUGAACGAGCAGAAGGGACAGACACAAUUUCUGUACAAAGUGGCAUCAACAUCAUUCCUAGAGAGUCUCACGGAGAAGAGGCGAACUCAAAGUCGAGUCCAGUUGUUCAGAGGAGAAAAAUGGGCUCAACUCGAAGACCUCUCAAAGGAAAUAAAGGACAAAGAAAAGGACAAGAGCUUGAUGAUGAAAAGGAAACAUUUCACUGUGAAUUUUUGCUUGAUGUAGAAAAAGAAACAUUUAGUUUGGAGAAUGAACCCUGUCCAGAUGAAUCUACAUUACAAAACAUGAAAGAUGGAGCUGAAGAACAGGAGAAGGAAAUAUGUCUGGAGAAUGAUGUUGGUCUUGUUGAAGAGUCUGAAUCUGCUCUCAUUCAGUCAUAUAGUUCAGAUUUAGUGUCUGAAGAAUCCACUGCAUUGAGUGUCUGUAACAUCACAGAAUCACAAACCCUCACAAAAAUUCAAGAAGAGUCCUGGGAAAUAGUUGGAGAUGUUGAAAGAGAAUCAGUAGAUGGAGAUACAGACUUACAAUUAGAAACAGAGUCACAAAACCAAACAUGUGACUCAACCAGUAAAGCAGAACAAAACAUCCAUGAUGUAAAUGUAUUAGUCAGAGAAGCUGAAGGUAUUGGGGAAUCAGUUAAAGUGGACAGCAAUGUGAUUGCAGAGUCAGAUGUGCUUCAAAAAGCCACUUUAGCUGAUCCAAAAUUGGAAACAUUGCACGUAUCUGAAAAUACUAAGGAUGUUUCUGCUGUCACGGAUUCUGAUCUUCUAGUGCAACAUGAACCAACUGUAGAAGCAGGAGAAACAGACACGGUUCCUGAAAAAAGUGGAAUCAGCAUCAUUCCUGGAGAUUCUCACAACGAAGAGGCAAACUCAAAGUCAAGUCCAGUUGUUCAGAGGAGAAAAAUGGGCUCAACUCGAAGACCUCUCAAAGGAAAUAAAGGACAAAGAAAAGGACGAGAGCUUCAAGAUGAAAAUGAGACACUUAAUAAUGAAAUUAGGUUUGAUGUAGAGAAAGAAACAUUUGGUUUGGAGAAUGAACCCUGUCCAGAUGAAUCUGCAUUACAAAACAUAAAAGUUGGAGCUGAAGAACAGGAGAAGGAAAUAUGUGUGAAGAAUGAUGCUGGUGUUGUUGAAGAGUAUGAAUCUGAUCUCAUUCAGUCAUUUUAUGGUUCGGAUUUAGUGUCUGAAGAAUCCACUGCAUUAAGUGUCUGCCACAUCGAAGAAGCACAAACUCUCACAAUUAGUCAUGAACAAUUUCAGAAUAAUCCUGGAGAUGCAGAAAGAGCAGCAGUAGUUGAAGAUGCUGCUGAUACUGAAGAUACUUCAGAAACUGAAGCUACAGUUACAAUGAAGAGCACUACAAAUACUGCAUCACAUGUUUUUCAAACGUCUCCUAGUUCAAGCACAGAUGCAUUUAAUAUAUCUACAAAUGUCGAGGAAGAUACUUCAGGAGACACAGACACAAUUUUCAAGCAGAGUAACAUCAACGUUGUUCAUGAAGAUAUUUAUAGAGGGGAAGCUCACCCAAAGUUAAGUCCAGUUGUUCAGAAGAGAAAAAUGGGCUCAACUCGAAGACCUCUCAGGGGGAACAAAGGACAAAAAAAAGAUAAUGAUGAAAAGGAAAUCUCAUUUCUGGAAAAUGAACCCAAUCCAGAUGAGCUUAUAUACACUGCAAUGGGUAUCAGUGAUAUUUCAGAAGCUCAAACCCACGUAAAAGUUCACGAAGAGUCCCAGGACAACCAUGAAGUUGUUGAAAAAGCAACAGUAGGGGAAAGCACACAAUCACAAACAGAAAACAAAGUGAGUGUGUUAGUCAGAGAAGCUGAAGUUCCUGAAAAUACAGUUGUGAUUAAUACAACUGAGGAGUCGUAUUUGUUUCAAUACGUCUCUGAUUCAAAACUGACCAUAUCUGACUAUGAACAUGAGGCUCCAGUAAUUCCAAACAUAAUUUCCAAACAAAGUGACUUCAGCAUUCCUGGAGAUUCUCACAAAGAAGAGGAAAACUCACAAUUAAGUCCAGUUGUUCAAAAGAGAAAAAUGGGCUCAACUCGAAGACCUCUCAAAGGGAAUAAGGGACAAGGAAAGCAGAGAGAAGAAUCCAAGGUAAAGAAUAGAGAUAAUGAGGCAGGGUCAGAAGAGGAAAACACAGAAACACAUUCAAAAGACCAGGAACAAAAUGUGGCAAAAGACAAUAUGAAUAUAAUAGAUAAUGUCAAUGAAGAAAAAAAGGCAACAAAGGCAUUGGAUACAUCCAUGCAGGAACUAUGUGAACAAGAGCAAAGAUCAGAUGUAUCACAAACACAUGCUGAUACAUCACAGGAUGAAACCAGCUCACAUUUAUUGGACAUCCCAGAAAGAACUGUAGAUUUUGUUAGGGAGUCUACGAGUCAGCCUGAUCUUGUUCUGUCUGAUGUGUUGCUUAUGACAGAAGCUCAAACGUAUUUGUCAUCAGAAGAUAAUGUCAUGGGUAACAGUUCAAUAUCUAUAACAGAGGUACAUGAAAUGCAUGCAGACUCCAAUACAUCCAAGAGAAAAAUGGGGUCAACUAGAAAGAGAGGAAAGAGGAUGGUGAAUGAAGAGGAAGAGGAAGCUGAAAAUACAAUUGGUUCUGGAGCCACAAGUUCCAAGGAGACAUUAACUCCUAAAAAAUUAAUUGCAGAAUCUUCUGUACAUAAACCACUGUUUAGUUCAUAUGUUAUUAACGAAGACCAUGACAGUAAAUCAGAUGUGCAGACUGAGCUCUCAGAUCAAGAUUAUCUAAAUUCUACCAUAAACACCGAACCAAUGAAAGAAAGAGAAAGUUCUCCAGAUGUUGUUGCUGAAAUGGUUUCUGACUUUGCUUUGGGACAUGUUGACACUGAAGUAGUUCCUGAGCAAAGGGUCAUUCCUGAAGAGCCACAUAAAGAUCAAGCAAACCUGAAUCCAGUUGUUCAAAAACGAAAAAUGGGGUCAACACGUAAAACUCUUAGAGGGAACAAAGGGCAGAGAAAAGAGGAAGAAUCGAAAGAAAUUAAUGAAGGAAUGACACAGGAUCAGAGUAGAGAACUACAUUUGGCAAGUGAAAGUAAACUUGGUGAAGAGGUUCAACAAAACCAAUCUCUUAUUAAUAUGACAAACAAUAAAGAAGCUAAGAAACCGGAGGAUGAAUUGGAUGAAAUGCCUUCAGCAUCAAGCAUCUCUCAAUUCACAGAAGCAUCCUCAGAAACUCUCAGUUCCUCAUAUCUUAAAUCAGAAAAGUUAGAUUCAAAAGAUGAGAAUGAUUAUCAUGAUACUUGUGAACAUGAAAAUGCCCAUCAGAUUUGCGCUGAUGCUACCAAAAGUCUACAGUCGGAAUCUGUUCCCAUUGAGAGGAGAAGGAAGAUGGGCUCGACCCGGAAAAAUAUUGGAAGAGAAGGAAGAAUGCAAAGAAAGCGAGAUGGAUAUGAGGACACAGAAAUCAUAGACACAAAUCUGCAGAUGUCUCACGACCCUGAAAUGAGCUCAUCAGGUAUAACUGCAGAAGAACAAACAACUGAAGAUUACUCCAAUCAGUCAGAGGAUUCACUUCUUGGUGAAAUACAGCGAAUGCUAAAAACAACUUCUCAAAGUGCAUCCAAUUUUGAAUUGAUUAUUGAUGAGCCGAAAUCAAAUUCACCAGAAGGCUCAGAAAUCAGAUCUCUUUCACCAUCACAGAGCUUGACAACUCUAAAUGAUCCAAACUCUCCAGAAAGACGACGGCGAAAAAUGGGUUCAACUCGCAAGAACCCUAAACGGCAGUUCAAAGCAGAAAGAGAAGAUGAAGACAAAGUAGAUCAGAAGACAGAGUCAAACAAAGAAGAAAUAACGGAGGGGUCGCUAGUGCAUAAUAUCACAGAAGACCCUCCAAAUAAAGAGUAUCUUGAUGUUCCCAGUGCACACACAAGCAGCCAGCAAGAAGAGAGCGAUAGCCCUGUUGUUCAAGAAAGUGCGUCACCAUCAACUAAAAGGAAGUUUGGGUCCAGACGAGCUAAUAAGGGCAAACUUGGUAGGCUUGAGGCAUCUGAUGGUAUGACUGAAUCAGAAGAUGGAGAUCAUAAACCAGAUGGCUCUGCUGUUGAGGACAGACAGCACAGGGAUGGUUCAAUGGGUUGUGGUACGAGCGUCAGCUUACAACCAGAAAAUCUGCCAUUUUCCAGAAAUUAUGAAGUUGCUCCAAAAGGCACUGGUGAAGAGAUUCAAGUCAGAAAACAGGACAGAAUGACGGUCAAUGUAAAGAACAGGGAUUCUAAAGUGGUUCAGUUUAAUGUGGUCAUGGUGGGAAACAGCUGUGUUGGAAAGACGUCCUUCAUAAGACGUUUCCAUGAAGGCCAGUUCACCGAGGAUUACCGCUCCACUAUUGGUGUUGACACUUUCGUACAGACUGUUGAGCUGCCCGACAGAACUGUUAAACUGCAGAUAUGGGACACAGCAGGUCAAGAGAGGUUUCACAGCAUCACCACGCAAGUUUUCCACAAGGCUGAGGGGCUUCUGCUCAUGUAUGAGAUCACAUGUUCAAAGAGUUUCAUUUCUAUACGAGAUUGGAUCUCUCAAGCCCGGGAAAGGGCUCAAGAUGAUGUCGUCAUGAUGUUGCUCGGAAACAAGAAUGAUUCAGUUAAUCGUGAAGUCCAGAUUCAGGAAGGAGCAGAUCUGGCCAGAGAGUAUAACAUACAUUUCAUGGAGUGCAGUGCUGCAAACGGGGCUAAUGUGUCAGAAUCUAUGAGGACUCUUGCUGAGUUGUUAGUGCAGCGCAAGAGAAAAAGGGAGGAACACACAACGCUGAGAAGAGAACCACAACAGAAGAAAUCUGGAUGCUGUUAAAAAAAAACUCCC